AUGAAGAAAACUAGAGAUUCAAGGGAAUCGCCUGCCUGCAAUUUCUCUGCAGGCAGUUCUACACUAAAAGCACAAUCAAACACGUUAACCUUACCAAAAUGUAAAUUAAGUAGCGAUAAAACUGCAGAUAAGAGCGAGUCUAUAGACAAAGACCCACGUGAUGUUACUAACAAUGGUUUUAAUCGAUUCGACCCGAAAUAUAUUAGCAUCGGACCGAAAGCAAUACGAGGAAACAGUAAUUUGACGGCGGUUGCCGCAGCUACGGCAAAUAAAUGCGCAACUCUGCGACACGGUGGUCGAUAUGGAGGAUCGUUAACGAUGAAAGGAGCUAGCCCUAGUCCUAAUUUAAAAAGCGCGAAAACGCCAAGUAUUGCAACGGUUUCGAAAGAUUAUUCACAACAACCAGAUUGUUCUACGUUACCGUACAAAAAGAGUACUUUGAAUACCUUCUCCGAUAUACCAGGAGCGAAUGCGUCUAUGGGAAGCAGUACGGUAGUGUUGAGCCAAAGAGAGCUAUCACAUAAAGAUAUGGAUGCAAAACCCCAGCAACAACAACAUCAACAAUCCCAUCAUCAGCAACAAUUGCAGCAGCAACAAUUGCAGCAGCAUCACCAACAGCAGCAACAACAAUUGUCUCAACAGCAGCAAUUGUCCCAUCAACAACAAUUGUCUCAUCAUCAUCAGCAACCCCAGCAACAAUCUCAUCACCAAACCCUCCAAUCUCAUCAUCAUCAACAACAACAACAACCUACAGUGUAUAGUAUUGAAACAUCAAGUUAUCGAUCUUCAAGUGGAAAAAUUCCAAAAGGCAUUUCUAUCUUAAAUCAACCGUUACCAGAAAUACCACAAUCUAGUGUUAAACUCCCCGAUAUCACGAAGAAUACUUCUCAGCCUUUAUGCGCUACGAACUUGAAUAAUUAUCGCUCACUGCAAAGACCUUCUCGAAGUCAGCUGCGUGAAAGUAGCCGUCAAGGGUCUGACGGGCUCACACAGCAACUGCAAACAAAGGCUGUUCCUCCAUCUCUGCCACCAAAAAAUCGCCAUAAAGAUGAGCAGCAGUCAUCAUCCCGUUCAAAUCGUCAAUAUAGCACACAAACACUCCCAUCAUCAAAAUCGUCGAACCAAUCAAGACACCAUCAACAACAACAGCAAUCUUCCACACAUAGUACAUUUGGUUAUGAUCGGGAACACAAUGUUGGACAAUCGGAAAGAUCGUCGAGUAGAUAUCAGGACAACAGUAGGAAUAGUGGCGGAGGAAGUGGAAUACCUUACGUUGAACAAUAUAAAUCAAAUUUAUCCUCCGCAAAGCAGCAACAACAACAGCAGCAGUCACAACAAUCUUCUCGGCACGGUUCAUCCAACAUUUCAUCGUCGCAUCACCACUCACAUCAGCAGAAUAACAAUUUACCUAGCUACCAGUCAAGUCACCAUAGCCAGUUACAUGCAACACAUCAUCAAACCUCAUCUAGCAACAAAAACUAUGAUCAUCAAAGUCAACAGCAGCCACCCUCGAAUGUAUACUAUCGUUCCUUAAAACGUGGCGGCACCCAUGCUAAUAGUGAUCUAUAUUCAGUAACCGAGUUGUAGGAGUGUGCUUGUUGCGCCGGUGGUGUUGAUGUAACCCGACGUUGCCCCGCCCUUGUAAUUGUAACAACAUCAACAAAUUCGGCGCUAUCGGAUAAAGUUGCUUCAAAUGCAAUUGUAGCAACUGCAAAGUAUAAUAAACGUUCAUCAUCAUCAACAUCAUCGCAUCAGAUGCAACAAACAUCUACGUCGAAACGUUAUAAUAAUAACAUCCCAACCAGUAUUGGCAACUUCUAUUAUAGUAGUAAUGGAAAGCACAUAUUGGAUGAUACGAAUGGAGUUUCUAAAAAAGGUGUAGGAGAUAGCAAAAAAGGUAGUGGCGUUGAAUACACUACUAUUCAGCCAACAGCUCGAUACCAGACACAGUUCUAUAAACCUCAACAACAGAAGUGUUCAAGUGAUGUUUCGGCAUUCAGUGCAUCGCAUCAUCACCAUCGUCAUUAUCGCGAAAAAACUUUUAAGGUAUGAUUUUUAGAGAGCUCUUAAGUUCAUUUUAAAUCUUUUUUUAAUAUUUGUUUGUUUCUAUCGUCAACAUAUUCUGUUCAUUGAAAAUUGAAUGCUUUCACUUUCCCAACGGACUUACUAUUCGUACUUUCUUUCAUACGUUCAAACAAAAUUGAUUAGGGUGUGAUUUUGUAAGACUACUGUGUUGCGCCAAUUAAUACAUGAGUUCGAUUCUUUUAUUAUAUCUAACUGUAACUUGAUCAAGAAAGGAUAUGCUAAAUAAGCCGGGGAUAUGGAAACUAUCAACUAUCAGAGCUGUAAUAAAAGAAAUAAUUUUGCGUUGUCUCCGAUAGAAGGUCUGGAAGGAUAUUUGGGAAACUAUACUAUUUUCACUUCGAUUGUAGUAAUGUGAAGUUUAUGACAGAUGGUACCAGUCGGUUUCUAAAAUGGUAACCUUUUGUUAGUGAAUAUGAGAGUAUGAUUCGAAAUGCAUGAGCUCCACAGUGUUCUAAGAAAUCAUACGAAGAAAAUCUCCAUAAAGCUUAGGGCUCCAAAAGUUAUUUUCUUAAACUUGAAAGGAAGUACUUUAAAAGUAUCGCAGUACAUAAACAAUACUAGAAGGAGUUCUCCGUGAAAAUCCAUCCUCCCAUCGAAGACGAAUGAGAUACUUUUACAUAACUAAUCCUUGGGGGAAGUAAUUUAUCGAUAAUAUUUCACUUUUGUUAGGAUCUGGCUCUACAGUUGGAAUUGAAUAUUUUUUAGCAAGUAUGCAGAAGUUAAUUUAUAAUAGAUGCACAAAAGGGCUUAAUAUUAUGUAAGCGCGUCAUCUCGAUGACCAAAAUUUUAAUCGGUGCUAUCAAAACAAUGGCAUGAGGCGCAUCAUCCAAAAGGGUUCUGAAGACAAAAGUAUACUCUUAGGGCAGUCCUAGAAACCUUACCUUUCGGACAUUGCAUCUAACCAUUAUGGUCAUAAGCAUUUAGCAUCAUUCUUGCCAGUGUCAUGUUGGGACUAAAUGCCUUGACGCAGGUGGGUAUUCACUUCAUGGAAUGGGUGCGCGAAUGCUUUGAAAACACGUCUCCUUGUAUUUAUGAGAGAGUUUGUGGCCAAUAUAUUAACAUCGCCAGCGAUGAUUUUUAGUUUUCAUCCUCUUGCAUCCGAAGCCAGGCUGUCUAUCAUAUUUUCGUAGUUAGCACCUAUUUUCGCCCGCUGCGAGUUGCCUCAUACAUUUUUGUAUGGCUCGGUAGAGCACGCCCACAAUGCCGCUCGACCUGUCGAAUAGAUCACUCAUACGUUAUUGCCAGGGUUCCGCUUAUUAUAGUUAAUAGCCUCCGAAUUGUAGGUGGUAUGCGAAAACGAAUUCACGAUCAACUUGAACUGCAGUUAGUGCGCUUUUUAAGACCAGGAAAUUUGCCGCUUCCGGAUGUUCGCCUUCACACCUCUGGCACUUAAGGUCCCCGGAUCGAACAAUAGGACUUGUACAUUGUAGCCGAAAUUACAUCCUUGAAGCACUUUUUGAAAGACGUCUGCUCUCUAACACAAUAGUGCAUCCACACAAUAGCUUUUGAGCGAUCUGUGCUGGGUAUUCACAUGAUCGUUGUUUUGCAAUUUGAACUGCUCUAUUAGUUGAAGACAUCUAGCUUUUGAGUGUGAACCGCAACAUUUUCCUAAAGAUUUUUUUCCUUAGGGUCGGAAGCCUUCUACUCUGUUCUCCCCGGCCUAUUCAAUCCCAGUAUAGUUGAUGACAUUCCCUCCCAGGGAAUGUCUGCGUAGAACAUUCUGCUGUGCUUCAAAUAAAAAUUGCCUUGGGUCGAAUCCUCGCCUUCUCUCCGUAUUGGUUUAGCUUUAGUCCAAUGAGUAUGUUUAUUUCGUUUGCAUGUCGGCUCAUUUGUUGUCAUUUUCGGACGGGACACUAGGCCUUACUAUUUCCUAGGGACUUGCUCAAUACUUAGAAGCUCCUUCUCUUUUUCUCAUAUCCCGAUUGAUACGCGAUUGAAUGUAACCUGACUUGCCUGUGAUAAUAUGAGAGAGCAGUUUCAGCCCUUUCUUCGGCUCUACCUUUUCUUUUAUCUCCCAUUGCAAAUAAUAUCUCCCAGCGUUAUAGUGGAUCGUAAUUCAUUGCAUGCGGAUUAUCAUUAUUAUAUUAUAUGGCAUGACAUACUAAAUGUAGAUUCACUACGAAUGUACAAAUGGAACCGACGUCCACUGAAAUAUUCUUACAUGAAAAAAACAGAAGCCUUUCAUAUCUGGAGAAGCGAGCUUUUGACUUUCGAUUUGUUUGGAGUUGGGAUGUUCGCUUUACCUUCGGUCCCAUCCUUCUCCCUAUAUAAUGGAAGCACAGGCACGGAAAGGCUAAUGCUAAAUCCAAAUCUAAAUAGCUUGAAUAUCUGUUAGUACGUGGAAGUCCACUCCAUUGCUCGGAAUAAUCUAGGAAGUAUGACAGAGUCAUAACUUCGAUAAAGGGCAAAUUGCCUAUUCUUCAGAUUUCUUGCUAGAGGUAUAUACCCACAAUUUGGUAGCAUGCCGGUAGAGCUAUUCAAUAAUUUAUUUACUAAUAUUCAAGCGGAUGCGACACACUAAACGCAGGCGCCGGAACGAAACGAGUAAAAACAUUCGUUUUUCCAAGGAUCACCUUUGGAAGUGAGUUAACAACGUAUUUUUAGCGAGAAUCAUUUAUCUAUGCAUUUACAGCUUCUGAUAUUUGGUUCAACUUAUCACAUCUCUCUCUUCAUUGAAUUAUUAGCAAUUAUUUACAAUACACGACGCUUAUAUGAAUUUAAUUGCUCACCAAAUAUCUCCAACGAUUAUAUGAAUUUAAUUGCUCACCAAAUAUUCAUAACAUUGCCCCUCCUUCAAUAAUUAUUGGUUCAAAAUGUUGGGAAAGUGAAGGUGAAAAUCAAAUUUCCAUUGAUCGUUUCAUUGGUUUUCAUUUUUUCUGUCGUACUGAAUUCCUGAGUGUUCUUACAAUGAAAGUUAACGUUUUUAUACCCAUUAGUAAAAGUCAUCUUAAAAUCUGCGUAUGACGAUCUGCUCGAUCUAAUUUCUACGUUGUAAAUAAAGAGAUGAGAUAUUGUUGUUAAUAAAUUAAGAUUUUCUACAUUUUACAGCAUUAAGGUCGUUAUGGUUUUAUGCGUCUAUGCAGAUACACCAAGAGUAAACUCUAAAUAAUUUGAAAGAUCAUUGCAUCGACAUAUUUUUAUAAACUUACCAACAGAACCAACAUUUUAUAUGCUAUUGUUUUCCACCUGGAAAUUUACCAGAAAAUCUUACAGUAUAGGUCACCAGGUUAGCUUUUGGUAUACAUAGUUAAUUCCAUUCCAUUACGCACAAACGUCUCAAACACUUUUAGUUCAGCGGCAUAAUUUGCAAACUUUUCAGAGUUAGAAGUUACAGUUUCAGUUUUGAUCUCAAUAAUAUUUAAUUUUUUUUCGACGACGAUAGUUUUUGUAUGCCUUUGGAUCCGACGUGGUGUCUAAUAAUCUCUCUUAGAUUUGGCCAGGAAUUUUAUGAUAUACCUGCUUUUUUAAUUAUGUUAAGUACAAGUUCGCACUGCGUUAUUGAAUAAGUAAACUCCUCGUCCUUGUAGAUGGGAUUAUUCAAGUUAUUCGGUUCGCACAAAAACUGAAACAAGGUAAAUUUAAAUGACUUUAAAAAUCUGAACUUCCAUUCGCUAUUCGUAUUGAUCACGUUUAGAACGUAGAUAUUCACUUCGCAAACGGACUAUGGUUAAGAGUAAGAAGUAAAUAUGUCGAGAGAGUCUAGAUAUCGUUUGAAUCUCCACAUGGUUGCGAUACUUGAUGUAAAUUACUGACAAUUGCUAUUGAAUAUUCUUUUUUAAAAUAAAAUUUAAUAGUGAAAUACAAUGAACCAAAUUUCAUGUUAGUACUAUUUACCGUCUGAACUUCUAAACAUGUAGGGUAUUGAUGAAAUAAACAAAAAUAAACAAUUGGAUUAAUCGUAUAAAACUGUUGUUAGUAACCGUUAUUUCGUAAUUUUAAAAUGCUAAAUAUUCAGUAAGUUAUCAAGAAGAUUAUAGUAAAUUAUUAAAAGUAAACGAAUGGGUGAAGUGAAUUAAAAUUGAGCACACAAUCCCUUGAAACAUUGUAAAGAUUCAAGUGAAUAAAGGAAGCAGUGACUAGAAUAAGAGGCCAGGCGUUUAUUGCCUAUAUUUCUGUGAAAUAUUGCCAUAAUGAAAGAUUAAUUGUAACGCCGAUAUAAAUAUGUGAAGUAUAAUAUGUAAGAUUUUUUGUAUGAUAAAUUAUUAUUAUGUAAAAACGGUGAUUAAAUUUAAGUCCAAUAACCUCAUGUAAAAUGAUUUCAAUGAAGAAACCUUCCAUUAUGUUUUUGGAAUUUUAUUUAAAAUGUGUGGGACAACAUAUUCUAAAAAUAUAGAUAAUAAAUAACGAGUACCAAAAACAAGACAAAUUAGAUUGGAAUAAUUUCCAAUAAUGAUUAUGAACAGAUAACUAUGCAUGUCAAUUUUCAAAGUAUUUCUAAUACUUGAGCUAAUAUGAAAAGAAGUUCACGAUUUUCGGCAUAAAGCAAAGCAUAGUAUAAUCGAAAGGUAAACACAGUUCAAAGUUUAUCUUGAAAGAUAUAAAGAGCAAACAAAACGGGAGACUAUGAAAAACUUUUUCACUUUUUUAGGCUCUACAUCCAACUCAUUCCUCUAGUUUCUCGUUCUGCAGAGUCAAAACUGCUUGGAUAAAUUGAAGUGAAUUCAGUUUUCUUAGAAAACCGCACUAUUUAUUUGUGUAUAUAACAAGGUUUUUUAAGGGCAUGUGUAUAAUAAUUUUCGAAUUUCAUUUUGUUUAGAUUCGCUGCGUAGUGAAAAGUAUCAUCAGGAAUUCACACCCGGUUACAGAGUUCUUCUAUGUUCGAAAGCAAGAAUAUCUGGUAUAUAAGAAAGCUGAAUAGUUUUUCAUCCAAGUGUUUUGUACUUUAUAAAAAAAGAAAAGAAUUACUUUUUACCAAUAUAUUGAAGACUGUUUACAACUUUUUUGUACUACCUCUGCGUACUUUCUUAUUACUAGGUUGUCCAACAUUUUUUUGUGCAUAAAUCAAAUUUUUUUCAAUUGGAAAUUUUAAAUGAAUGACGAAAAAUAACUAGUAUUUUCGACAAUAUUAUUUUCUCGUUCCGAAACAAUAAAUUCUUAAUAUGAUGUUUCAGUUCUUCAAAAUUAAUGAAACAGUGCUCAAUUCGGGAAUUUCCAGAUCAGUCUUAACGCAGUGACAUCUGAACUGUACAACGGAUCCCACAAACAUUCAAGAGAAUUAUUCUUUAAAUUUUGUCCAUGCCCCGGAUAAUAAAUGUACCAAAAUCUAGUAAAAAUCCCGUGAAUUUCGCCUACAUUUCAUAAACUGUAGAAUUUACAGCUGGCGUACAGGCACCCGUUUUAUUUUAGGUGUGUCUUUGUCAACAUUUUGUUUACAACUGACACAAAAUUUUUCAUUCGUCCAUCCUCUCCAGCCUGCGCGUGGCUCUCGUCGGUACCUGAGUCUUCAUCCCUAUAAUAAAAACUAUCCUUAAACUCUACUACAUGUAUCUUUCGAUUGCAAAUAUAUUUCAAUGAACCUUCUAACGAAAUUAAACUAAUAAUAUUUUUUAUAGAACCAUCAAUAAUAAGAUGAAACGAAAAUACUGAAAAUUACCUUUGGUUUCAGUAUUCAGUAUAUUUGAAAGAUUGUCAAUAAUCGAAAAUACUGUAAUUAUCUCAAUGACCGUUCAAUGCUGCUUUAAGGGAGGUUCUCCUUGGGAGCUUGGAAAAUAGAACGUUCUCCUCUCGUGGAUUCUUCUCGAGUGUAUUGAAAUAAAGUUUUUUAUAUACUGCUUUUUGAAACAAAAAAUAUGCGGCGCGAUAUUAAUAAAGUGAUCUUUUUAAUGGGGGUUUUUACUGCCAUAUUAGAAGAGGUUUGUAGCCAGGGCAAGCUUUAAUUUUACAAUUCUCUUUCCAAUUUUUCAGCAUAUUUAGCGAUUCAGAGAAUCUCGUUAGCUUCACUCUAAAAAGGACACUUCAAAUUGAAUAGUAUUGAUAAUUAUAUGUUCCGUCAAAUUGAAAAACAUGAUUCUGGCAAAAACACGUUGGAAGUUUAUCAAUAGCAAAUCUUAUGGAAAAAUUCAUAAUUCUUACAAUUUUCCUCUAAUCAACGACUUCAGGCCCAUAAAGGAUUCCCUUCUCGUUCCCGUUGUCCUGUUGUCUUGUCAUCACAAUUGGUUCUUCUUGAUUUUUGAACACACAUUGAACACAUUCUGACAUUUGCGCAUCAGCAGGUACUAUACGUUGCAUAUUAAAUUCUAUUACAUUCGCUCCAAUUUCAAUGUUUAAUUCCUCCAUGACUUUCAAACAGACAUUUUUUGUCUUCAUUGAAUACAUAUGCGACCAGAAAAGUAGUGACUUCCACUAAAAAACCCACGCUGCGUACUCCACCUCACAUUUUCGUGAAAACGAAGGUAAAAUACUUCACAUAACAGUAACUCUCGGAGACUUUGAUUCUAGCAUGUUGAUUUCCCACCUCUUUCAAGUCUCCUUUCGUAUAUUUUUAACACCUUUUUCUAGCCAAAUUAGGUAGUUUACAAAAUGUUGGAUAUCUCUAAGAAUUAAUUUUUUUCCAACAUCAUAAACAAGACAACUGCUUGAAUCAGCUGAAAACGAUCUUCGAGAAGAAAGCGUAGCGGAGGGACGUGCCUAUAUUCGAAACUGUAUAAUUCGAAGAUAAAAACAAUUUUCGGAAACACCUUUAAUAGAGGAAUUUCGACAACAAACUUUCUAUUAAUAAUAAAUGGUGUUGAUCUUGUUAGCACAGGUCAUAGUAGGCUAUAAAGCCCGUGGAACACAGUGUGCCAACGACACCAACGUGCCAUAAUUGUUGGUUCUCAGCAAUGUGUUUCAGUUACUACCAAAACAUACACUGUCAUCUUUCUCAAUGUUUGGUCCAUCCAUCGAGCAACAUCGAGUUCGGUACCAGAAAGAACGCUUCUUGGAUAUACAAAAGGCUUCCUAGAUAUGCAAACCAUUCCACCCCUUUGAUAUUUUGAACCUUGAUUUUGUUGGAUUUUGUCUUCAGUUUAAUUCUGCUUGCUUUCUUCUCCAAAUCCAUGACUCGGCGAACGAGCGAGCAAAUAUCAUUAGUACAGCCGAAGUGUCUGAGGAAAGAAGAAAGAUGUCAUGAUCCAUCGAAUCUCUCCACGUCGGCCGGAUAAGCCAACACCAAGGACAUCAUCGAUACCAAAAAGAAAAAGGGUCGGUGACAGAGUUGAAGAACAGCUGAAGCGGGGUGUUAAUGUGAUCCGUGUGACAGGCUGAGUUUGAAAUGUUCUUUGAUGCGUUCCCGUAUGGAACAUGCAAACAUUUUUUCGAAAUCUUAAGGAUAAUUCUCCUCCAUUUGAGCACAUGGAUUGCUAAGAUGAUUUCACUUCUGUUUAGAGGAGCAGUCCGUAUCUAUGGUAUAUUUAGUAAAGUUUUGUCAUAUCCGCAAGAAGUGAAACUUCCCCGGAUAUCAUAAAAUUAAAAAUUGUGAUGCAGGGCUCAUCCCGCCUCUUCGACUGCUAAUUAUGCGAAAGCUACCGUUAAAGGAGGAGCAUGCGCACAUUCUAGAAACCAAUUAAAAACCAUUUUCGAUAACCAGAACACAUUGCAGUACCAAUCAUCAUUUGACCGCUAUACAAAAAAUUCUUCAGUUUCAGUCAUCGAAUUAAUUUUCAAAAUUAAUUUAAAUAUUGAUACAUUUAUAUGUAUUCUUUGAUUAUUAAUCUUAAUAUUCAUUGUAAAAAUUAACACAAAAAAUGAUUUAUGCACAAAAGCUACUAGGACAACCCGGUACAUCUUUUCUCAAAGGCUAUGAUUCUUUGCAAAUAUAUUAAUGAACUUUUUUUAAAAAUAGAUUUUAAAAUCGUUUAGUUUUCUAAACAUUAGUUUAAAUAUGCAUACAUAUAUUCAAUGUGAUAGUUAAAUAUGUAGUUUAUAGAAACGCAUUUAUUUCUUUCUACAAAAUAUGUACGGAAAAGUCGCUCCUUUUUGUUGGAGCAUACAAGGCUGUUUUAUGCACUUCUUCCUUUCCGUUCAAAAGCUACUUUUCCUGAAAAAAUCUUACAGAUGCUUUUUAAUCUUCAACAAGGGCGUAGAUGGAUUCACCUAAAACCUAAUUCUGCUGCCCAAUCUUAACCAUGCGGAUCGUAGUUGUAUUUCAUAAUGUCUCGGGUAGGUAUCGAUACAGGAAAAAUUUAUUGGCUCCAUAAAAGACAUGACCCCGGUUCUGAAUUUAACUAAAACCAAUUACCAUGUCUCGCGGUCAUCCGAUACAUAAGCACACACCCCAAAGUAAGAACAAUUAAUUUCGCUUCCAAAUCGCACUAAUCGACAUUUAGGAUAUUGAGCGCACAUAAAAUGUUGCUGAUGUAUCGGAUCUUGUGAAAAGAUUAGACGUAAGCAUCACAAAAACUCAUCACUAACAGGAAAGUGCUUCGAAUUUUACAACUUUUUUUGCGUAUGCAUAUUUUAUACAAGUGGCAUUUAAGUUUACAGAUUUUCAUGUAUUCAAAACUACAGAAUAAAACGAUAAAAAUGCACAUAUUCGAUAAUAAUUCUUUAAUGAAAAUUCAACUAGCUCAAAUUUCGACGAUUUGAACCGAUAACGAAAUUUUAAUGUAAUCAAUUUUAUAAAUACAUACACAAUUCAAACCAAAAAAAAAAAGAAAUCGAUUUAAGACUUAAAAUAAAAUGAAUGAAAAUCGAAUUGUUAAUAAUUUUAAUAUAUUAGAGUUAAGUAAAUGAAAUAGUAGGUAAAAAUAAAAUCAAUUAAAUACAAAAAAUAAAUAGAAACGAUAAGGAAACAUUUGUUGUUUAGUUAAUAAGUAGUUUUUAAUGGAUGCGAGGAAAAAUAUGAGAGGAUUAACAAAAUUUCAAACAUAAUAUGAUUAUUAUAAACAAUUAAAUUAUUUAAAUACGAAUGUAGUUGGAAUAAUAAAAACUUAUUCGUUUUAACAUAAA
Hermetia illucens (black soldier fly) is the source of this 11013-nucleotide messenger RNA. RefSeq names its product putative mediator of RNA polymerase II transcription subunit 26. The transcript has 3 exons. The coding region runs from base 1 to 1587 and encodes 528 amino acids. The record is from RefSeq and is a predicted model, not a curated record. NCBI's taxonomy places the organism in Eukaryota, Metazoa, Arthropoda, Insecta, Diptera, Stratiomyidae.